UUACCUUGUACAAUGGCCGAGAGUGAGAGAGGCGACCUUACAUCGGUCAAAGACGGUUCAGAUGCUGACUUUGACAUUGUCUGUACACCAUGUUGGGAAGACAGUAUCAGAGAGGAAGCUGUCAAAUAUUGUCCGGAAUGUCAGGAAUACCUUUGUAAAACAUGUACAAGACAUCAUGGUCGGCAAAAGAUUACACGUUCGCAUAAGCUGCUAGACAGAAAUGCUGCCAAGCAAGCGUCUGCUGUUUCCAUGACAACAAAAUGCCAUUACCAUCCAGAUCGAGACAUCGAGAUGUACUGUGGAACUCAUGACAUGGUCUGUUGUCUGAAGUGUAUUGCUACUGAACAUAGGGCCUGCAGUGGAGUGUCUGGUAUAGAAGAAAUGAAGACAACUUCCGUUCAACAACAGGAGGUAGAACGGUUACAGAAUGACACGAGAAACAUUCAAGAGCGUUUAGCAGAUACUGAUAAGAAGACAAAGAAAAACAUAUUUCACACAAUAUUGUGAUGUUUGAUAAGAAUGGGCAAUGCCUCUGGGAGUUGGUAGACAAAGAUGCUGGUCUGACCAAUCCAGUUGCAUUGAAAUAUGACGACAAAAGGAAUUGUUUAAUUGUAACAUGUGCUUGUUCUGACAAACUAGUCGUUUUUAAUAUUUCCGCUUAAAUUUACAUGUUCUUUGUACUUAGGCUAAUCACGAAGAUAACUGCAAUGAGAAUUAAUCGUUAUGCACAGGGUUAUAUCAUUUAAAUAAAUAAAGCACUGCAUUUUUAAUAAAUCAAAAAGCCAUGUGUGGGAAUUUAGCCAGAGCAACCAGAACAGCCAGAAACCAACCCUAACCCUAACCCUAACCCUGGCUACUCUGGCUACACUGGCUGCUCUAGCUAAGUUCAUGGGAAUCAGCCAAAUGUAUUAUAAUUGUUAAAUAGAAAAAUGUCAGUGUCUCAUGUCGUCCUCGCAUUAAAUAUCACAAAAAUAUAUGAGUUUUAUUACCUUAAUUAUAUAUAAAAUGUCUUCAGUCAACGGAAAUAUGUUGAAUUGUUCAUCCUUGCAAUUGUUACUUUGUAUGUUAACAGCUGGAUGUUCAUACAAAUUAUACAUUUUAUCCAAUUUAAUAUGGUUGUUACCUUUUUGUGCUACUGGAGAUGUGGCACCUGUGAACUUGGAACACGUGUUGUAGCUCAUUUCAUACGCAACUCACAGCGAGUAUUUACAGAAUUCAACAGUUUUUACAUGUCGAAUUCGAUACUAAUUUACCAACAACCGUUUUAUUUAAAAUUGCCCAACUUUCCAGACUUUAAGCGUCCCUUUAUUACUGUAACAAUCAUUACCAAGUUUUAUUCUUUGCAAAAGUAAGCGUUUUUAUUUCCGAGAAUCUUUUGUUGAAGCGCUAUAAUGUACGGUGUCCCGAUAGGGUCAUUGUACUGUCUUACUAUCGACCCUCGUCGGCAGAGAUAAGAGCUAAACUACGACCAUAACUCUAUACAACAGAGACAGUGAUACAUUUACACUAUAUUAUCGUAUCGUAUUUCUGUGCUGUCGCAUCAUGUUGUCAUGGUUUCGAUGUGUCGCGCUCCUCAGUACGACAUUAAAAUGGCGCCACAGCAUCUUGUUGUCGUGGUGCGAAGUCCGAUCACACGACGGUGCGAUAUCAAUAUUAUAUUAUCGCGUUCUGGUUAGACGUUAGACGUGCGCAAUAACAAUAACAUAGUAGAUUUAGGUUACAUACUUAUUAAUACAACUGUUCAGCAAAAGUCAGCUUUGUCAAGGGUAUAGCGGUAAUUUUUUCUGUUGAAAAAGUCAGUGUUUAUAAAACUUGAUGAAAAAUUUUCGGCUUUAAAAAUUGGGUGAAAUACAUAGCUCGUCCUCCAUUGUACAUUUUUUUCGCAUGUUUGACUGGUACGCGAUAACACGAUAUUAAUGUUGUACCAUACUAAUGACAUUGUCACCAGGACAACAUGAUGCUGUUGUUCAAUAUUAAUGUUGUACUUUGACCGCAAGACUACGACGCAACAGCACGUCAACGACAACGCGAUGCGAGAGCGCUACAAUACGAGUUGAUAACGCGAUAUUAAUAUCGUGCUGUCGUAUCAUGUUGUCGUGCUGUCGCAUCGGGUUAUCGUACUGUCGUAUUGUAUUAUCGUAAUAACGCCGAGCAGUAGCCGACAUUACGACAGUGCGAUGGUCCUAUCAGAACACUGUAAUAACGAGACAAGAUUACCAAUUCAGUGGUUAAGGUAUGUGAGAGUCGCCAGAAUUAUGUAAACAUGUGGCAUCUUAGGACCCCAGUAUUGUAAGCUUAUGUUUUUAUUACACCGACCUUACUUACAUAAGCGUUUUGCAACGUUGUUAUCAACUAUGUUUUUAUAAUUCUGAACUAUUUAUUCAUCCUUUAACGUCGUCCUGACUUUUAAAGAAUACUUGGAAUUCGUUACCGACGAGCGAGUCUCCGUAUCUCCAGAGUUUUAUUUAUGUAUAAAGUGUCUCGAAAGUCAUACACUUACUAUAAUAGCGCAUGCGUGCUAAAUAGUAUGAAAUGAUACCUUGCAUGAAAUCAGUUUUGGUUAUUUAAUGACUUUUUUUUUUUAAUUUAACGCAAUUCCUUCUAUUUCAUAUUUAUAUUCCUAAACAUUAGAACUUUGUAACUUGUACCAAAGGUAUAGCAAUUAGUGAUAGCUAUUUCAUAAGUUUUAGCUCAAACUCCGCAAGAAGUGCUUA
Messenger RNA from Mercenaria mercenaria, 2714 nucleotides. RefSeq names its product transcription intermediary factor 1-alpha-like. The transcript is spliced from 2 exons. Bases 13 to 507 code for a protein of 164 amino acids. Gene Ontology annotation, molecular function: zinc ion binding; ubiquitin-protein transferase activity. Gene Ontology annotation, biological process: positive regulation of DNA-templated transcription. Gene Ontology annotation, cellular component: nucleoplasm; chromatin. The record is from RefSeq and is a predicted model, not a curated record. NCBI's taxonomy places the organism in Eukaryota, Metazoa, Mollusca, Bivalvia, Venerida, Veneridae.